Messenger RNA from Eurytemora carolleeae, 636 nucleotides. RefSeq names its product DBF4-type zinc finger-containing protein 2 homolog. The record is from RefSeq and is a predicted model, not a curated record. The transcript is spliced from 2 exons. The coding region runs from base 1 to 636 and encodes 211 amino acids. Lineage: Eukaryota; Metazoa; Arthropoda; Copepoda; Calanoida; Temoridae.
AUGCAACAAGAUGGUCCAGAUUAUCCAGAUUGUCCAGAUUGUCCGGAUUGUCCAGAUUGUUCAGAUUGUCCAGAUUGUCCGGAUUUUGCAGAUUGUCCGGAUAGUCCAGAUUCUUCAGAUUGUCCAAAUUGUCCAGAUUGUCCGGAUUGUCCAGAUUGUCUGGAUUAUCCGGAUUGUCCAGAUUGUCCAGAUUGUCCGGAUUGUCCAGAUUGUUCAGAUUGUCUAGAUUGUCCAGAUUGUCCAGAUUGUCCAGAUUGUCCGGAUUGUCCAGAUUGUCCAGAUUGUCCGGAUUGUCCAGAUUGUUCAGAUUGUUCAGAUUGUCCAGAUUGUCCAGAUUGUCCGGAUUGUCCAGAUUGUCCGGAUUGUCCAGAUUGUCCAGAUUGUCCGGAUUGUCCAGAUUGUCCAGAUGGUCCGGAUUGUCCAGAUUGUUCAGAUUGUCUAGAUUGUCCAGAUUGUCCAGAUUGUCCAGAUUUUCCGGAUUGUCCAGAUUGUCCAGAUUGUCCGGAUUGUCCAGAUUGUCCAGAUUGUCCAGAUUGUCCGGAUUGUCCAGAUUGUCCGGAUUGUCCGGGUUGUCCGGAUUGUUCGGAUUGUCCGGAUUGUCCAGAUUGUCCAGAAUGUCUGCAUGCAAGAAAUUAG